Molecule: messenger RNA, 1260 nt
Organism: Thermothielavioides terrestris NRRL 8126
Lineage: Eukaryota; Fungi; Ascomycota; Sordariomycetes; Sordariales; Chaetomiaceae
Exons: 3
Coding region: 1-1260 (419 amino acids)
Biological process (GO): sulfate assimilation
Molecular function (GO): adenylylsulfate kinase activity; ATP binding
Source: RefSeq, a predicted model, not a curated record
AUGGCCGCGGCCCCCGCCUAUGAGUCGGCAGCCGCGAUUCUGUCACCUCCGAGCGAUGCCGACACCCUUGGCUUGUUCACUCCCCAAGAUAGCGACGCCAAAGCCAAGGAAGACUACAUCAACUCGCACCCGCUUACCGCAUCUCUGCGGGCGAAUCCGGAUUUCACCGAGUCACGCCCACAUAUGAAGAUACCGCCGUCGUGGCGGAGACACAACUUGACCGGCGGCACGCUCGUGGGGCCGGGCAAGAUAACGAUACCGCCGUUUAGCUGGACCGAGCGGGGCGGCAAGAGCUACGUGCAGAUCACCCACGUCGGGACCGACUUGUGCGGACACAUGGGCAUAAUCCACGGAGGAUUUCUGGCCACCAUGCUGGACGAAGGCCUGGCCAGGUGCUGUUUCCCGGCGCUGCCCUACAACGUGGGCCUGACAGCGAAACUGGAGAUCAACUACAAGGCACCCGCCAUGGCCAAUCAGUACCUGGUGCUCCGCGCCACGACCGUCAAAGUCGAAGGCAGGAAGGCGUGGGUCGAGGGCCAGAUCGAGACCCUGCCGGCAGAAGAGGGUCAACAGCCGGUUGUGCUGGCGACAGCCAGCGCUCUCUAUAUCUCGCCUAGGCAGGCACCGCCCAGCAACAUCACCUGGCACCCGUCGCUCACCCGGCAUGAGCGGAACCAGCUGCGCCGCCAGCGCGGAUUUACCGUCUGGUUCACCGGCUUGUCGGCCUCGGGGAAGUCGACAGUCGCAACCGCGCUCGAGCAGCAUCUGCUUCACCUUGGCUUGGCCGCUUACCGGCUCGACGGCGACAAUGUGCGCUUUGGGCUGAACAAGGACCUGGGGUUCUCCGAGAAGGACCGCAACGAGAACAUCCGCCGCAUUGCCGAGGUCGCGAAGCUCUUUGCCGACUCAUCCACCAUCGCCCUGACCUCUUUUAUCUCCCCGUACCGCGCCGACCGACAGAUUGCCCGAGAUUUGCACGCCGCUGCCUCCCAACCAGGCGACGAGCCACUGCCCUUUAUCGAGGUCUUUGUCGACGUUCCUUUGGAGGUGGCCGAGAAGCGGGAUCCCAAGGGGCUCUACAGGAAGGCGCGGGCGGGAGAGAUCAAGGAGUUUACGGGUAUCUCGGCGCCCUACGAGCCCCCCGAGUCUCCCGAGAUCACCAUUCGCACCGACCAGUUGAGCGUUGAGGAAUGCGUACGCAAGAUCGUGGACUACCUGGCAGAGAGAGGCCUGGUGAGCCAGACGGAAGAGACCAGGUGA